CCGAACAUCAGCGUGAAAGCCCGAUAUCCGCCCCCGCAAGCAGUUUUUUUCAAUGUCAACCUCCAUCCGAAACAGCAGUACAACCUGGAAAUGGCAAUGAACGUGAUCCAAUCCUUCAUCCAGGUGACGGAAAAGACGACAAAACAAAUCGAAGUGCUCGACCGAACCACGGCAAUUCUGAAAAUUUUCGAGCGGCGCGCGACCCGCGACCCGGCGUGCCGCCACCAGGUGAAGGUGGCGAGCUUGAACAAUUUGAAAACCAAUAUGUGGCGCACGGCCUCCUGGAACGCGAAGCGGUGGAUGGAUGACUUAGCGAGGUCGUUGGGGGAGAAAAAGGUGCAGCAUUGCGUCGCGACAAAUCAGGAGCACCUGGGGUUGAGUUUCACGAAGCACGGUCGCAGCGCGCACGCGUGGAACGUGUGUCACUCGUUCACCGAUGACCACAGGACCUACAAUUACCCUGACCGCGAAGCCGAGUACCGGACCGGGGCGAUGAAGAGAGUCAGGGACGGAUUCGAGAAAGUUCUCUUCAGAAAAGCGGAGGAGCGAAGGCAGAUCACGAAGGGGAAGAAUGUGAUCGGAGUAGUUGGGUACACGAACGUGGGGAAAUCGGCUCUCAUAAACCGUUUGAUGGCAAGCAACGGCCGCCACUACGACUGCCGCGCGGUUGUUGAUGUGGGGGUUUCCCCUGAUCACAAGACAGCAAGAGUGAAGAUCCACGGCGAGCUACCUCCAGA
Messenger RNA from Amoebophrya sp. A120, 737 nucleotides. NCBI's taxonomy places the organism in Eukaryota, Dinophyceae, Syndiniales, Amoebophryaceae. The record is from the annotation of a GenBank genome assembly.